Messenger RNA from Nicotiana tabacum (common tobacco), 2184 nucleotides. Its product is annotated as pentatricopeptide repeat-containing protein At1g31430-like. Gene Ontology annotation, molecular function: RNA binding; protein binding. NCBI's taxonomy places the organism in Eukaryota, Viridiplantae, Streptophyta, Magnoliopsida, Solanales, Solanaceae. The record is from RefSeq and is a predicted model, not a curated record. Gene Ontology annotation, biological process: RNA modification.
AUGCGAAGUAUUGUGAGGUCUCUCCUGUUUAACUCAAGAAAAAACGUGAAAGCUAAUGUAAACAAGAUUGUCUCAGUCCUUAACGACAUUACAAAAGAAAGAUUAAUCGUCCAAGGGGCCAUUCUUCAUGGGCAUUUGAUAAAAACAGGCAUUUCAUCUCAGAAACACAUUGCCGUUAAAUUGCUUAUUAUGUACCUUAAAUCCGGAAAAUCAAAGGAAAUUGAUCAGAUGCUGAAGGAGUUUGAUGGGUUCAAUUUAGUUGUGCAUAAUUGUCUGAUUACUGUGAAUCUUGAGUGGGGAAAGUUGGACGAAGCUCGUCGACUGUUUGACGAAAUGCCUGACAGAAAUGAAGUUUCUUGGACUGCUAUAAUUUCGGGGUUUAUGAGGUUUGGAAGAGUUGAUGAGGCUAUUUUCUACUUUGAGAGAAACCCAUUUCAGACUCUGUUUGCGUGGACUGCAACUAUAAGUGGGCUUGUUCAAAAUGGGUUGAGUUUUAAAGCUAUGAAGCUGUUUGUAGAGAUGCUUCAAUCUGGAGUAAUGCCCAAUAAUGUCACUUUCACUUCUGUCAUUAGAGCGUGCGGAGAGUUGAGUGAUUUUUAUUUGGGAGCGUGUGUAUUGGGUUUGAUUGUUAAGGUUGGUUUUGAACAUGAUUUGUCAGUUUCGAAUUCUUUGAUCACUUUUAACUUGAGAUUGAAUGAUACUGUUUCAGCAAGGAGAAUUUUUGAUAGGAUGCAGGGUAGAGAUGUCGUUUCUUGGACCGCAAUUUUAGACAUGUAUGUUCAGAAGGGAGACUUAACUGAAGCUCGUCGUGUCUUUGAUGAGAUGCCAGAAAGAAAUGAAGUUUCUUGGAGUACAAUGAUCUCGAGGUACAGUCAGAGUGGUGAUGCAGAAGCGGCGGUGAAUCUCUUCCAUUGCAUGGUCCAACAGGGGUAUAAACCGAAUAAGUCGUGUUUAGCAAGCGUAGUAAGUGCAUUGUCGAGCCUUGAAGCUUUGAUAACGGGAAGGAUUGUUCAUGGACAUAUUUUAAAAAUUGGGAUUGAAAAAGAUGCUUUCAUUGGUAGCUCACUGGUUGACCUGUACUGCAAAUGUGGAAGCUCUAAGGAUGGACGUGUAGCAUUUGACUCGAUAUUGGAGAAGAACGUUGUUUGUUGGAAUUCAAUGGUCAGUGGUUAUAGCCUCAAUAACCAACUUGAAGAAGCUAAGGAGCUAUUUGACAAGAUACCCCAAAAAAAUAGUAUCUCAUGGAAUUCGCUAAUGACAGGUUAUUUAGAGUAUGAAAAAUUUGAUGAGGUUUUUGAAGGUUUCAGUGACAUGCUUCUGUCUGGAGAACAACCAAAUAAAUCUACUUUCUCUAGUGUUUUAUGUGCUUGUGCGAGCUUAGCUUCAUUAGAAAGGGGCAAGAACUUGCAUGGUAAGGUCAUUAAACUUGGCUUUCACUCGGACGUUUUCGUGGACACUGCCCUUCUAGAUAUGUAUGCCAAAUCGGGUAAUGUUGAAAGCUCUAAGAAAAUCUUCAAAAGGAUGCCCAAACGUAACGAGAUUUCCUGGACAGCUAUGAUUCAAGGGCUUGCAGAAAACGGCUUUGCAGACGAAGCACUUACUGUAUUUGAAGAAUUUGAAUGGACGAAGUCCAUUGCGCCUAAUGAGCUUAUUCUUUUAGCAGUUUUAUUUGCUUGUUCCCACUGUGGUCUUGUAGACAAAGGACUCCAUUACUUCAAUUCAAUGGAAAAGGUCUAUAAUAUACAACCGAAUGCUAGACAUUAUACCUGUGUAGUGGACAUGCUGUCUCGUUCAGGACGCCUUUCUGAAGCAGAGAAGUUCAUCUUGGACAUGCCUUGUGAACCAGAAGUUCAAGCCUGGGCAGCUCUCUUAAGUGGUUGCAAAACAUACAGAAAUGAGAGGAUGACAGAAAGGGUGGCGAAAAAGAUUUCAGAGCUAGCUGAAAAGCAUCCCGAAGGAUAUGUGUUGCUGUCAAAUGUUUAUGCUUCGGCUGGAAGAUGGUUGGAUGUCUUACACACAAGAAAAGAAAUGAAGGAAAAAGGACUGAAGAAAAGCGGGGGAUGUAGUUGGAUUGAAGUGAGAAACCAACUCCAUUCAUUUUAUUCCCAGGAUGGUUCUCACAAUGAGUCAACAGAGAUUUACGAGGUUUUGGAACUACUGAGAUCAGAAAUGCAGCUUAUAUAG